Molecule: messenger RNA, 4137 nt
Organism: Lolium perenne
Lineage: Eukaryota; Viridiplantae; Streptophyta; Magnoliopsida; Poales; Poaceae
Product: MMS19 nucleotide excision repair protein homolog
Cellular component (GO): cytosolic [4Fe-4S] assembly targeting complex
Source: RefSeq, a predicted model, not a curated record
AAGAAAGAGGGGAAAACACCCACCCGGCGCCGCCUCAUCCUCCGGCCUCCGCCCUAGCCCACCUCGCCGCCGACUUUCCGCGCUGUCACUGCCGCCCGCCGGCCGCCGCUCCUCCAUCGCCCCACCUAGCCUAGCGUCUUCAGAAACCCGCCCCUCUCCCUUUGUCCACUACCUCCAACCACUAGCAAAACCCUAAACCCUGCGGGACCCAAGCCUCGUAGCUGGCGGCGGCAAUGGCCAAGGUCCCUGCCGGCCACUGGGUCCCCUACGUUGAAGCCUUCGUCGACGUAUCCCGCUCACCCGCCGACCACUCUGCAAGUGUGGUCGCUCUUGCGGCCUUGGUGAACAAGGACAAGCUCACGCUCUUCGAUUUGGUUUCUAAGAUGGACAUGUAUUUGACUACCACAGACCACAUUGUUAGAUCAAGAGGAAUCAUGCUUCUGGGGGAAAUCAUGUCUCAGAUUUCCUUAAAAUGGUUAGAUGUCAAUGCCAUCACAACAUUGUCAGACUUUUUUAUAUCAAGACUGUCAGAUUGGCAAGCAUUACGGGGAGCACUUGUUGGAUGCUUGGCUUUAUUGCAAAGAGAACCAUCUGUUGGUACUAUUAUGAUUGCUGAUGUCAAAAGACUAGUCGAGUCUUUGAUAGACUAUAUUCCAGUACAGUCACUUGCAGCUGCUGACCGCAAGCUGUGCUUUCAAAUUAUUUGCUGUGUACUUGAUCACUACCCAGAAGCUGUCAAGACAAUGGAUGAUGAACUGCUAAUGUGGAUCUGUCAAUCAAUUGAUGAAGAAAAAGACCCAGAAUGCUUGAAGCUUUCCUUUCAUUUGGUUGAAGUUGUCAUGAAGCUUUUUUCAGACCCAUCUGGUUUGGCAUCCCAAUUUGCAAGUGAUCUCUUUGAGCUUCUGAGCAAAUAUUUUCCUGUCUACUUCACACACGGAGCGGGCGAUAAUGUAGGUCUCACGAGGGAUGAACUUUCCAGGGCAUUGAUGCAUGCCUUCUGCGCAAGUCCUUAUUUUGAACCCUUUGCCAUUCCAUUGCUUCUCGAUAAACUUUCUUCCUCUCUUCCAUUAGCAAAGCUUGAUUCCUUAAAAUAUCUGGACAAUUGCAUUCGCUGCUAUGGAGCUGAUAGAAUGGUUUCACACACAUCAGCUAUAUGGUUUAAGUUAAAAGAAGUGAUUUUUAGCCUUUCUUCAGAUCAACUCUUAUCGACAGGGUCACCUAAAGAUGCAGAGAAGAUUAAGAAUCAAAUAGUAUCAGAAGCUAAAAAUUGCUUGAAGACUGCUGUUACGUGUAUACAUUCUGCAGAUAGAGAUAUAUUCAUCAAUUUGAUCUUGUUGGAUGAGGAUAUUGUGAAUAACAUUCAUUCUGUAACAACCGAAGAAAAGUCUAUUUGUAGGUCAUCAGAUGACCUGAAUCAAUUACAAUCCCUUGGAAGUGUGAUUUCUAUCAUUGCUGAAUCAUCUACAUAUUUCUGCACUAGAGUUUUUCAAGCGCAUUUCACACGCUUGGUGGAUAUUUUGGGAAGCUCAGCCAGUUUUAAAUCUCAGCACUUAAACAUUUGCAAUGGAUCAUCUUCUGCGGCUAUUAAUUAUGGAGCUCUCUAUUUAUCUGUUCAAAUGCUUUCAUCCUGUCGAGAAGUGGCUGUGGCAUCUCGAGGAGACUUCCCUCCUGUUAAAUCAGCAAAUGAGUCCUGGUGGCUUAUCUUAGAGGAAAAACUGGAUCCGUUCAUCCAUCUUCUUGGAAAAUUAUUGUCAAUUGAUUCUCAGCCUAUCCAGUCAGCAGUCACACAAAAAUAUGUUUCAUGUGCUGUGAAGGGGUUACUGAUACUUGCAACAUUCCCAGAACACUGUUCACUUCUACUGGCAAAUGCUUAUGAGUAUAUUCUGCUGAUGCUCACCUCAGUAGUUGCAAGAAAGUAUGAAAAAAUACAUUUGUGGAGAUUGUCGUUGGAAACAUUGACUAGCAUUGGUAAAUUUACUGUGGAGUCCCGUGCUUCUAAAAAAGAAAUGAUUUACAACAGUAUUGUUGUUGACAAGAUUAUUCCUUUGGCUAAAUCUUGUGAUACGUCGAUGCCUCUGAACCUAAGACUUGAAGCAUGUUUUGAAAUUGGUACCACUGGUGUGAGCUAUAUGUUAAGGGUCGCUAGAUCACUUGAAGAAGCUGUCAUCACCAAUAUUUCUCAGGUUAACGAGGGAAUGGAAUGUGCGGAAUAUGUAGCCCAUUUGAUCGAUUGUUACUCUAGUCAGCUCCUUCCAUGGUUAUUUACCUCUGGUGGUGUCAACGAACUUGCUUUGAGCUUUGCUAUGCGUCUCUGGGAUGAGAUUAGGAACGUGGCUACUUUAGACAGGAUUAGAUCGCAGGGUCUUCUUGACUCACUAAUGAUGGGAAUGAAGUUCUUAGUUGGAGUCUGCACAGAGGAACAACAGUCAUUGAUUGUUCAGAAAGCGUGCAGCAUAAUAUCAUCGAUGCUGUCACUCCCAGUGAAGUCAAUGAUGCACGACCUUUCAUCUGUAGAGGAGUUAGUUCCUGCACACUCUAUUCAAGAUACAGCUCUUGUGUGUUUGCUUUCAUCAGUUAUAGUUGGUCUUCGUCCUCAAACACAUGUACCAGAUAUGAUCAUGCUGAUUAACCUUUUUUCGGUCUUUCUACUGAAUGGACAAAUACCAGCUGCUCACGCAUUAGCUUCUAUUUUCAAUAAAUAUCUACACAAUUCAGAGUUCUCAGAUGAGAAUAAGCUGGAUAAAAUGCUUGAUGUUAUUCUUGGGAGAUGUUUCUCAAUUGUAUUAGCCAGCAGCACUUUGAAGAUGUCUCAUUCUUCUGCUGCCACUUCAGAUGAUGCUAAUUGCUCAGGCAUGUCUGCAAGCAUAUGUUUGAGGACUGAUAUCUUGUGUGGUUUGGCUUGGAUUGGGAAAGGGUUGCUUAUGAGAGGAGAUGAAAAGGUGAAGGACAUUUCGAUGUUUCUUCUUAAGUGCCUGGUCUUGAAUCAGAUUUCGGUGGGCAUUCCACCCCACCAGGAAGAACACAGUGACAAUGUUUCAUUGAAUGCUUCCCUUGCAACAUCUGCAGCUGAUGCAUUCCAUGUGAUGAUGAGUGACUCAGAAGUCUGCCUAAAUAAAAAGUUUCAUGCAAGAAUAAAGCUGUUAUAUAAGCAGCGUUUUUUCUCAAUACUUAUGCCAAUUUUUCUCUCUAAAAUUAAGGAGACCCCUGCGAUGACAACAAAAUUGGUAUUAUAUCGAGCAUUUGGGCAUAUUAUUUCCAAUGCUCCGGUAUCAGCAGUUAUAACAGAAGCCCAUCAGAUUUUGCUCCUAAUAGUUGAUAUCUUAGCUAAAUUGAGUGUGGAUAUUCAGGAUAAAGAUCUAGUGUAUAGUUUGUUGCUUGUCUUAUCUGGAAUGUUGAUGGAUGACAAAGGCAAAGAAUGUGUUCUGGAAAAUAUCCACAUUAUUGUCGGUGUUCUUACACAACUUGUUUCCUAUCCUCACACGAUGGUUGUUCGGGAGACAGCGUUGCAAUGUUUUGUUGCCAUGUCUAGCUUUCCCCAUUCAAAAGUCUAUCGCAUGCGGCCACAGGUCCUACGAGCAGCAAUCAAGGCACUUGAUGAUAAGAAAAGGGCCGUCCGCCAAGAGGCUGUUCGAUGUCGACAAACAUGGCAAUCGUCAUUUGCUUAGGGGAGCCUUCUCUUGCAACUACAUCGUAGUCUGGGAACUCACUGGACAUAUCAUGUUGGUGGCUGUGCCAGAGAGUAAAGUGAUAGGACUGUGGCUUAUUCUGUCUUUGAUAUCCUUUCGGAUUUUAUGUCAAGUUCUGGAUGGAGCGGAGUUUUCAAGAUGAAAUCCAAGGAACCACUGAAGAGUCGCGAAUGUCUGGGCAUUGAGAAUCGAUGGAACUAUAUUGCUUAUCUAUGUACCUAUUAUUUGAAGUCUCCGUUCAUGAGCAAAAUGUGAUUUGGCUCAUCAAGGAUACAUUUAGUUGCUGACCAAACCGUUUAUGGGAUAGGGCCAUCUCCAUUAUGCACGUUUUUGGUAUUAGAUGAUGUGGAUGGAACCAGCCAAAAGGUAGGAAUGUAUCUCGAAGAUACCUGACCAACCCAUCCCUGAAAUUAAUAGUACUGAAUGGUUUGCCUGUGUUUCUACUUUCUAA